UUUUAUCUGACAAAGAGUUGACUCUGUAUAUUGCCUCUGUGAUGAGGUUUUACAGGUUGUUUGGUUCACGGCACUCUUUCCGUACGUCGUGUUAGGCGUGCUGUUCAUUCGUGGAAUCACACUGCCAGGAUCCGAAAUGGGCAUCGACUACUAUCUGCGGCCUAAUAUCGAAAUGCUCAAGAAUCCAUCGGUCUGGCAGGAUGCUGCAACACAGGUCUUCUUUUCGUUGGGUCCAGGUUUUGGCGUUCUCAUGGCUUACUCAUCCUACAAUGAUUUCCACAACAACGUUUACAUGGAUGCUCUCAUCACAAGCGCCAUCAAUUGCGGAACCAGUUUUCUAUCAGGGUUCGUGAUUUUUUCGGUACUGGGGUAUAUGUCGUGUAAAAGUGGCAAGGCAAUCGACGCAGUGGCUCAAGAGGGACCUGGCUUGGUGUUCGUCGUCUAUCCAGAAGCACUGGCAACAAUGCCUUGGGCUCCAGGAUGGUCCGUUCUCUUCUUCCUUAUGCUGAUGACACUUGGUCUAGACAGCUCAUUUGGUGGAUCAGAGGCGAUCAUUACGGCUUUGUCAGAUGAGUAUCCGAUCAUCAAACACAAUCGUAAGGUGUUCAUAGCAUGUCUCUUCUCCUUCUAUAUGCUCGUCGGCUUUUCUAUAUGCACUAAGAAAGAUGAGGGAGGCAAAAUCCUGAAGUGA
Molecule: messenger RNA, 691 nt
Organism: Angiostrongylus costaricensis
Lineage: Eukaryota; Metazoa; Nematoda; Chromadorea; Rhabditida; Metastrongylidae
Source: the annotation of a GenBank genome assembly